Molecule: messenger RNA, 313 nt
Organism: Racocetra persica
Lineage: Eukaryota; Fungi; Glomeromycota; Glomeromycetes; Diversisporales; Gigasporaceae
Source: the annotation of a GenBank genome assembly
AAGAAAAAAAAGACUUUUAGUAAUAAUAGUAAAUAUGAUGAGAAAGAUUACGAAGAUUAUAAUGAAAAAGAUUGUGAAAAUUAUAAUGAAGAGUAUAAUGAAGAGUAUAAUGAGGAGUAUAAUGAGAAGUAUAAUGAAGAGUAUAAUGAGGAGCAUAAUGAGGAGUAUAAUGAGGAGUAUAAUGAGGAGUAUAAUGAGAAGUAUACUGAGGUAUACGAUGAGGAAGAUAAUAGAGAAGCUAGUGAGGAAAAUAGUGAAGAGGAAAGUAAUGAGGACAAUAAUGAGGAAUUUGAUAGUGAAUAUAUAAAUUUUG